Molecule: messenger RNA, 863 nt
Organism: Lycium barbarum (goji berry)
Lineage: Eukaryota; Viridiplantae; Streptophyta; Magnoliopsida; Solanales; Solanaceae
Exons: 1
Coding region: 225-674 (149 amino acids)
Molecular function (GO): protein binding
Source: RefSeq, a predicted model, not a curated record
ACUCGUGUCGAUCUCUAUUUCUCCCACACCCAUUUCCUAAUUUUUAUGUGCUCACAUUCAAAGCUAAUCGCAUUACAUCCUCCAAAUUCCAACCUAUAUUUCUCUCUUUCUCAUUCUCCUUGAAUGUGAUCAUUAUUAUCAUUUCUUAGCUCCCUCUCCACAAACUUGGCCUCAGCCUUAGGCCACUAAUUUUAUUGAGUCGCCAUCACUAAAGGAAGAAACAAAUGGAGGGGGUAUCAACUAGGGUAUACAGUGGAUUAAAGGGUUACUGGAGGAGGAGGGGCUAUCAGAAGCUGAACAGGACGAACCGGGUUGAACUAUCAGCAGAAGGUUCAACCCGGAAGAGAAGGUUCUGGAAGAUAAAGCUGACCCGAAAACUGAAACUGAAGAUCAAUUUUAAACGGUUUUCUUUGAAGAAGCUUCUUAUUGGAUUGCGUGAUGCUUAUGUGAACACGAUGUUGAGGGUUGCAAACACCCGGGGGUUUGGCGGCGGCUACAGCGGCAGCAUUGAUGGAUUUGGGAUGAGGCCUAUCAAGGAAUAUGAUGAGAGAGUGCUGGUAGAGAUCUACAAGUCUAUGAUAAUUGCUCAAGGAAAAUUGGGUAAUCGAGAUGGUGCUGCUACUGCUAAAAUUGGUCCUGAGAAUACUACUAGUACAACAACAACGUCAGUGUGAUCCCACAAAUGGGGUCUGAGUUUCUGAGGAGGGUAAGAUAUACACAGACAUUAUUUCUAUUUUUGUGUAGGGUAGAGAGGUUGUUUCGACCGUCGGUCGGUCCUGAGAUUACUGUCCAUGGUAAUUAAUCUUAUUCAAAGAUAAGAUUGUUCUGAGAUUUAAUAGUAAUGCAUUCAGAAAUUAUCUUCG